AAGGAUGAGCGAACUGACGGUUAACGCUAUUCAAGCUAUUCGUCAAGCACAUACUUAUGUGCUUUGGAGAUAGGGUAUAAAAAAGUAAGCAUAGCAAUAGUUGCUUAGCAAAACCGACAAUAGAACAAUAGAACUGUAUCCAACAUUUUCAUUGAAACGUCAUGGCGGAGACCAAAAUGCAAGCGAUGGAGCAAAUUUUAAGUCGGCCCCGUCGACACAUGUCCUUUUUAAUCGGACAGUAUGAAACGCAAUGCUACUACAGCCAAGAGUUUCUCACAAACCAAAGCGAAAUAUGCGCCUUCGUUAAACGUACACCCAGCUGCAGCUUCUAUGUCUACUAUAUGGAUUAUUUGAAACUUAUAUUUUGCACUUUGAAAUUAGAAUGGCAUACCAUAUUCUUUGCUGUUGCGGUCUUAUUCAUUCUUGUUGAAAUGUGCAUAACAUAUAUGAUUGCCAAGUAUUUUCUACUGCCCAACUUCCUAACGCUAAUGUCAACUGCGCCUAUUUCGCCAUAUGCCUUCUGCUUCACCUGCUCUUGUCUGCUGCUCCACUUGCCCGAGUACAUCAACGUCGUAAUGGGCUGUGUAUAUUCGAGGACAUAUGUGGCGUCCUUGGUUCUGGCGCGGACGCAAGGCGACCUUAUGCGAUGUUUUAGCGUGGGCAUAAUGCUACUCUGCGUCGAUGGCUAUCGCGUCAAUGGAUUAACACUUUGGGGCAACAUGAUGUUCAUAAUAGUGGGCCAUUUCUACCUGCAAAUUGUGGUGAGCAAGAAAUAUGAACUAUUUAAGCGGCCCGAUCUGCCCAUCGAAGAAAUGUAUAUGUUGAAUUUUCGCGCUCAACUGUUUCUCUUCGUCCUUAUUGUAAUUUUUGUGGUUGUGCUGCUAGUCUCUUAUUUGCGGCAGAGGCAUAAACGCAAAAAACCAAUUAAGGCCUCUGCCUCAGCAGUCUCCCUAAGUGAAAAUAGCAUUCAGGAUGAUCCGAUAAGCGACACUGAAGUGCAAAGUGUUCACGAGAGCACCGAACUAAGUGCCUGGCAGCUAUGGUGGGAUACGGUCAACGGAUAUAAGCGUAUGCGCGAUAACAAUAAAACUUUAGCCAUCUUAUUGACGCCUAUCUACUUUAGCUGUGCCUGUUUUGUGCCGGUGAUGGACAAAGAACGGGCCUUGCACGGCUGGUGCAAGGCCGUGGUCUGCACUGCCUACAUUACCUUUCCAUUCCUGUUUAUACCUUUCAAGCCGAUUUCCGUGCAAUGGACCAUGCUGGUACUGUCCUGCUGGUUUGUCUCUUUCCUAAUCCUUGUCGCCACAAAGGCACGCCAAUGUCCCAAACACUUGUGGUUCUAUUCAUUGACGGGUGUAUUUAUGGUGACUAUCACGACUCGAUUCUUCACCGACGAGGUCGAUAAUCUGAUCUGGCAAAUCGUCAGCAUGCAAUUCCAUGCAUCUCCAAGCUUAACAAACCUGAUAUUUUUCGGAAUAGAUGAUACCCUUAUCGUCGUCGUGGUGCUUAAUCAUCUGUUAAAGACGGAAAUGCUGGAUGCGGCCUUCGGUAUUGUUAUGAGCUUGGCCACCUACUCCGUAUACCUAGCGGUGCCUGAGCUGGUUCUCCACAAGUGCUAUAACCGAGAUGUAUUUAUUAUGAUUACUCCAUAUACGGAAACAUGCAUGGUUUUCACGCCCAUUCUCUUAGUCGGCAGCUUGCUACAUAUCUCCAUGUGCGGAUACGAGUUACGCUUCUCGCUGUUCGUAUACUUGCUCGUAUUUCUCAUAUCCUACGUUAUUUUCCAAUGGAUGUCGCAUUUAAAUUGGGUACAUGAAAUGGGCACAUUGCACAGGAUAACACCACCAAGGGAGAGUCCAAAAUUCUGGGCAUAAGUCAAUAUUGUUUUUAGUUUUAAGUCUUUAAGCAGAACAAAUAAAUUAUGCAAAAUUGUA
Scaptodrosophila lebanonensis is the source of this 1934-nucleotide messenger RNA. Its product is annotated as mitochondrial sodium/calcium exchanger protein. NCBI's taxonomy places the organism in Eukaryota, Metazoa, Arthropoda, Insecta, Diptera, Drosophilidae. The transcript is spliced from 5 exons. The record is from RefSeq and is a predicted model, not a curated record. Bases 162 to 1874 code for a protein of 570 amino acids.